AUGGCUAGUCAAGACAGUCCUCUUUCCAUAACAUCCAAUGUCGCGGGAAUCUUAACAUUUGUAGCUGCUAUCGCAGCAGCAAUAUACGUUAGGUUCGCAUACUUACGGAAUGCCGACAACGAAUAUUUCCAAGUCAAAGCGUCUCUUUCGUGGCAUAAAAUGGAGUCACAAUGGCUUCAUGACUUGGUAUACGCAUUUGAUGGUCCAAAAGAUCGUUCUGGACAUGAGAAGGAGUACCAGAUGUAUGUAUUCGUGAUGGAAGAACUUGGAAAGCUCGAAGAGAGAUUACUAGAAUUGGUGACAGAAGCCGAAUCGAAAGCUAGUAGUGAAGAUGAGGCAGGGAAGAAAUGGACGUUGGUACCAAGAAGUAUGGCAUUCAGAACAAGUGUCGCAAUGUCCUGGCUACCUGUGAGAAGAAAGGCUUUGGAAUUGGUUAGGCAAAGGGAUGCGUUGGGUGCGAGAGUUUUAUUUGCUCAGAUGAGUAUGAUGCGAGUUCGAGACCAAGAAUCACGAGCAAAGGAACGAGACAUUUUAGACCACGAAAGAAUUGACCGUCUGGAAAGUACAGUUCAUUCCCAACACGAGAAGCUAGAUCGAUUAGAGUCUCUAAUAUAUCGACUGAUGCGUCGCGAUCGGAUCGAAUCUGAAGGCAUUCCACGUUGGGGACCCCGAAGGAAUGAUACUUUUGGAACGUAUGACACUCCAUCCCAAACUCCACUUGUUACCGGAAAUACAACACCAUUGCCAGCGUCGGAAGCCCACGACCUUGAGUAUCUCCAGAAGCCAGGAUUGACUGCCCUCCAUUAUCCAACAUCCGAUGUUUUUGACGAUUAA
Sclerotinia borealis F-4128 is the source of this 834-nucleotide messenger RNA. NCBI's taxonomy places the organism in Eukaryota, Fungi, Ascomycota, Leotiomycetes, Helotiales, Sclerotiniaceae. The record is from the annotation of a GenBank genome assembly.